Molecule: messenger RNA, 9966 nt
Organism: Rhineura floridana
Lineage: Eukaryota; Metazoa; Chordata; Lepidosauria; Squamata; Rhineuridae
Gene: BDP1
Product: B double prime 1, subunit of RNA polymerase III transcription initiation factor IIIB
Exons: 42
Coding region: 243-7520 (2425 amino acids)
Biological process (GO): RNA polymerase III preinitiation complex assembly
Cellular component (GO): transcription factor TFIIIB complex
Molecular function (GO): TFIIIC-class transcription factor complex binding
Source: RefSeq, a predicted model, not a curated record
UGAGGCGGGUGCCCCGGUCACGCACAUAAGGUUCUUGGAGUUGUUUUGUCGCAGAGUGAUGACGCGAACCGUGCGCUAUUCGGAGCAGCUGACAGCCACUCCAUCCCCAUCCCGGAGAGACAGAGAGAAAGGGCGGGGAGCUGGGCUUGAGCUGAGGCCGGUGACAUGAGGCGGCCUCGCCAGCCGGAGGAAAAAGGAGACGGUGGGCUUUAGGAGAGUCGGUGAUUUCCCUUCCCGACGCCAUGUUCCGCCGCGCCAGGUUUAGCGUGAAGCCGAACGUGAGACCGAGUGCCGCGGCGAGAGGUAACUGCGGCGGCGGCGGCACCACCAACUCCUCAGUCAUCCAAGCGGCUGCGACGGCCCCAGACGCCGGUGCUCGGCAUGGCUCGACUCUCAUCACUUGUUCUUCUGCGGCUGUGGGUGAGUCAACCCUUCAGUCGGGAGCCGCUACCGCAGCGGAGAACCUUCAGCAGGAUGGCGGUAACAGCGAUAGUACCAGAAAUGAAAAGACCAAUGCAAGUGAUGAUGGAGAUUGUAUUAGACAUGCAGAGACACCUGUACAGAGAAGAAAACGAAUAUCCACUAUGCCUAAUCUUGCUAAACUACGAGUUUCAUCUCAAUCUACACAACGUGCUGCCAGUUUGGCAUCAAAAUGUUCUCAAAAACAAGUACCUCAUUCUCCUAUCAUAGGUAACUCUCCACUUCAGAAGGAGUUGCCUUCACCCGAAAAGGUCAAUGUGGAAAGUUCUCCAACGUCUCCUAUAUUGCCUGAAAAGAAAACUCCUGUUCCCCAAGUCCCACAGUUCUCUCCAUUUAAAAAGUCUGCCAGUAAAGAGCCAAAUGCAUGUGUAACAGCUCAAAGAAGUGAUGAAGCCCUGCAGAAGAACACAUCCUCACCCCUCAAAGAGAGACCCACACAGGAAAGAUUGAUUGAAGAGGAAAUACCACAGUCAAAAUCUAUUCCAGCAAAAGAGAAAAUAUGUUCAGAUCGUGAGAAAAUAAUCAAAGCUCAGAAGCUAAGAAAGAUGCUUAAGGAAGAGCUGAAGAAAGAGAAGCAACAACAGAAAUACAAAUGCCCAGUAAUCGAAAAAAAUACGCCAGAAGAUCGUUCAAAAAUGAUUAUGAGAGACUUCAUAUACUAUCUGCCUGAAAACAAUCCUAUGAAGUCUUCACUGGUGGAAGAAAAGAAAAUAGAAAAGACUUCUACAGUGACCCAAGCAAAAGAGCCUGAAAUUGUUGUUGAAAGUGAAAAUGAGGAAGCUGAAGACGACGACGAAGAAGAAGAAGGGGUAGAGGAUGAUGGACCCCUUCUAGUUCCUCGGGUGAAGGUUGCAGAAGAUGGCUCAAUUAUUCUGGAUGAAGAAAGUUUAACUGUAGAAGUUUUGAGGACAAAAGGGCAAUGUGUGGUGGAAGAAAAUGAUCCCAUCUUUGAGCGUGGAUCCACAACAACCUACUCAAGCUUCAGGAAAAGCUAUUACACCAAGCCAUGGUCAGAAAAAGAAACAGACAUGUUCUUCUUAGCUAUAAGUAUGGUAGGAACUGACUUUUCAAUGAUUAGUCAGCUUUUCCCUCACAGAGCAAGAACAGAGAUUAAGAAUAAAUUUAAACGUGAAGAAAAAGCCAAUGGAUGGAGAAUAGAUAAGGCAUUCAAAGAAAAAAAACCAUUUGACUUUGGUUGCUUUACAAAACUCCUUGAGAAGGUCUUGGAAAAUGAGAGGAGGAAAAAGGAAAAAGAUGCUAAAUGUCAGCAUCAAAAAGAAAAAAAUCCCAAUGAGAAAAGAAUACCCAAGUCUCAGAAAAAGCGGAAAGCUAAAGUUGCCAAUGGACAAACAAACCAUGAUCCGGAUGAUCCCCAGAAUGCCAGAAAUUCUGAUGCAGAAAUGGAAGUAGAUGCUGACACGGCUGAAAAAGAGAAUGAGGAAUCUCCUAGCAUCUUGGAACAGACUGAAGGGCAGACAGUUACUGAAUCAGCAGUGGCAAAAAAGAAGAGAAAAAGGAAGAAAAAAGAUUCUGAACAGGAGGCAGAGAAUCUUCCUGAUGAGAGAAGUACUUCUGCAGAAGCAGCUGAGGAGGAAAGAUCAAGAAAGAAAAGAAAAAAUACAUCAUCUAGUGUGGAGAAUAAUGGCAUUGAAGAAGUUGGUGAGGAACUGGAGGUCGCUGAUGGAAAAACACCUGCUAAAACUCUUCUCCAGUGCUGUGUACAGGUGAAUGAAGAUACAGAGGGAGACUUAAGUCCAGCUUUAUCUAGUAUCCAAGUGUUAAUAGAAGCUGAGCCUGGUGAACUAGAUGUCUCAGAAGCUAAUUUUGAGCACCAUACUGAGCAGCCUUCAGUGUCUCACAUGUCUCCGAACACAAAUAAAGAAGGUUUUGAAGAAAAUAGUGCAGCAAAGAAUGAAGCUGCUGAGUUAAAUAAACUGGAUGAAUAUAUACCAUUGCCAAGUUGUGAUGAAGAGCUAAUGGAAAUUGAUGUAUCAGCUACUGAAAAGCCCACAGAGGAAGAACAACUGCAGAGACUUGCAUCAAAAACAUCAGAAGAAAGAGAACCUCUAGCUAGUGACACAUCAGAGGUCUCUCCUUCAGAGGUUCUGGGUGAUGCAGAAAAGAGUAUUGUGGAAGAUAAGGCUGCUAACAUAAGUGGGCCUAUCAUAGAGGAAAAGGACAGAGCAAGCAAUGACAGGGUGAAUGACUUCGAAAAAACUCAAAAAGCAGCUGUAGGAAAGACAGAAGUGAGAGGCCGUCGGCAGAAACUUAAACCUAAUAUAGUGAAAGCAUUGGGCAGAAAAGAAGCACCUCUCCAAGGCAAGCUUGACAAGCCAGAGGCUGAUGUGACAAUAGAAAAGAGUAAUGAUCAGUGUGAUGCACCCAGUAUAACCACAGAAGAGGCUGCAGGAAAAGAUUGCCAAGUUUUAGAUACUGAAUUUAUGACUAGUAAACAAUCCACUUCUCAAGAAAGUAACAAACAGACUGUCUUAAAACCUGCACUGUUAGCAAGGGGACGAAUGCCGAGACCAAAGCCAAAUUUAGGAAGGGUAGCUAGAAGACAAAGAGAGCCAGCAAGAAAUACUGAGACAGAACAAGAAAAGGCAACUGAAGCAGCUGUUGAAUCAGAGAAGAUUCUGAUACAACCUGAAUGUAGCAGCAGUGAACUCCCAACUAAUAUCACAGAGGUGACCAGUUAUGAAGCUGACAUGCCCCACUGUGAUGUAUUGGAAAACAAAGCUGUUGCUAGUACUGAGAAAGUAAUUUUGGCACACGGAAUGCAAUCUCCUGUAAAGACACUUUUGGAAUAUGAGAGUCAUAAACUCAAAAAUACACUUUUGGCAAGUAACAGCAUGGGGGAUGUGGCAGAUCUUGCUACCAGAGGUUCCAGACUCCAGCAAGAAGAAAAAGAAAUUUCUGCUGAAAUAGAAUACUCUUUGAUGAGCCCAAAGAAGAACUUAGAAAAGGCAGCAGAAAGGGAGGAAUCAUUACGAGCAGAAAAAGAGGUUCUUGGAAAUGAACACAAAACUGAAAUUGCAGCAAAUGUCAUGAGUGAAAACAGCAAGUCCUCUCAUCUAGAUGAAGCAGCAAUGUGUGGAAUCCUGCCAUCAUCCCUUUUAUUAGGGGAGCGUUCUAUGGAUGCUUCAGAAGCAGCUGCAACAAACACAACCCAUUUGUCUUCCUAUAACCUCUCAGAUUUCAAGAGUAAUGAGCCAAAUGAAGUUUUAUUAUCAUCAGAUAUCCAGGAAAAGAUUACAUUUGGCAAACAGAGUACUAUUCAACCAACACUAUUGCUCAGAGGCAGAUUCCAGAGACCAAAACCUAAUAUAGGAAGGGCAGUUGGAAGAAAAGAAACACAAUAUGUUGGAAAUGAAGCAAGAGCAGCAUUUGGAACUGAGAUAUCAGAACUACAAAAAUCCAAACCUACCAGAACUCCCUCUGUUGUAACUCACUUAAAGUGGGGCAGUAAAGCCUUACCUGUUGAAACCUUGGAGAACCGACUGAUAGACAUGGAGAAUGUGAUUCAGGAAGAUCCUUGGGCACCUAGUACUUCUCAGAAUAUUUCAUAUCAACAAUCCAGGGAAAAACCCACUUUUCAAGAGAAUAAGCCAUGUGCUAUCAAGCCAGCUCAGUUGGUGAGAGGGCGAUUCCAGAGAGUCAGGCCCAACCUUGGAAGGAUGAAUGACAAGAAGGAAGAGCCUGUGAUAGAAAAUGUUACUGCUCCAGUUGAAGGAGAGAUAGGAAAAACAGAUAUGGAUAAGAAAAGUGAUCUGUACCCACCUUCAGAGGGUAAUCUCAACGUCCAGCCAUCCCUAAGUGAUUUGGGGAAAAAAGAACAGUCAGAAUCUAGUGAAGCCCAAUCGCCAAAAAUAUGUAUUGAUCAGAAGAAAAAUUCUUCCCCUGAGAAGCCACAGAAAUGUGAAUUUCCAAAAGACCAAAAAGAAACAAUUGUCCUUAAAGAUGUUGAAGGAACGUGUCUGGAUAUUCAUGGAAGUGAUAUUUCUGCCCCUUGUGAAAUAUGUCCAUCAAAAAGCAUAAAAUCCAUCCAGCUCAUGAGGCGUCCUCUUCAGAAGCCAAAACCAAGCCUGGCCCGAGUAGCUAAAAAGAACGAAGCCUCUUCAAAAGGAGAAGCCAGUACAGAAGACAAGACUGGAAGCGAUACACAAAGCAAGACAACCCUGUGUUGCAGCAAAUCUGGAAAAAUGGACACAUUAAUGCACAAGUCAGGAAAAUUGGUAGAAGCUGCAUCAUCUUCUGAAUGUUCAAGACAAAGGAAUCAUAUAGAUCGCAAUGAGACAUUGUCUCCAACAAGAAGUAGGUACUCUGGAAAAUGUGACUCUUCCGAGCAGUCCUCUGGGAGUGGAAGUCAAAUCAGGAAAGAAAUAUCUGAGCCUCUUUCUGUCCAGGAGAGAGCAUCUGAAAGAAUAAAAGGACAACAAGCAGGACAGACACUGAAACAGAGGAAAAAUGCAUGUGGAUCAAGAAUGUCCUCUGCGUUGGAAUGUGAGAAUGAUCAUAGCAAAAAGGGGAAACGCUACUUAAAGCUGAAACCAAAUGUUAGCCGAGGUAGAAGUUUAAAACCAGUCCUUCGCAAGAAACCUAAAAAAGAAUAUGGGAAUUCGAAAGUAAACCUGGUGACCCUUAGGGCUUCUUCUCAAGAAGAAGAAGAAGAUGAUGAUGAUUGGGAUGACUUUGAGCCAGACUAUGAAGUUGAAUGCUUUUCACCAGAGGAAGUAAACAAAGCUCCAGUGUUCGUUCCUAAAGGGCUUCGGUCUCCAAAUCCAGUUCCUAUUCAGAUUGAGGAAACGAUGGAAGAGCUUGAAAUAUAUGAGAAUGUUGCAGUUGAGCCAUUUCUGUCCCAUGAAAUGAAUGUAGUUUCUCAACCUGUGAUGCUGGGAGAUAAAGAACCGUACUCCUCACAAGUGGUUAUUGCACAAGAAGAGCAAGAAAAGAAAACAGGGAUUAGUGAUGGAAGUACUGAAGCGGCCAUGACUUUACUUGCUAUGAGAGAUCCAGUGUUCCAGUUAAGCACUGGUAUCCAAGGAAAAAUGCAGGAAUUUUCACCAAAAGAUGAAAUGAAUGUUGCUGAUCAUUUCCCAAAUGAGCAUAAUGAAGAGCAAAGUGUAAUCCACUGUGAUGUGUCAGAUCCUGCCCCUUCAGAAAAUGAAUCGCUUUCUUCAGACAAUACAAACAAAACUGCUACAGAGGAUCACGGUAAUGAACCAUCAGGCAUGGAGGAUUACUUACAGGAAGCAGCUAAUGUGUCACUUUCUGCCUCUUCAAAGAAUGAACCAGUCUCUUCAUACAAUAUGAAUAAAGCUGCUCCAGAGUAUUGCAAUACAUCAGGUUUGGAAGAAUGCUUCCAGGAAACAACUAGUAUCAGCAGUGAUUUGAUGCCAUCAACAGGAAAUAAAUCAUCCAAAUUAGCAAGAUGCCGAUUUCCGAAGCCUAAACCAAAUCUUAACACAGGUCUGAGACUGACCAGGAAUGUUCCUCAAAAAUCUCUUGGUCUAAGUUCAUAUGUUGAACAAUCUAAAGAAAUCCAGAAUGAAAAGAAAGUGUCAGAAAAUGAAACGGAAGAGCAGAAAGUUGAAGUGGAACAGAAUCUCAGAUUGGAUGAGGUAACUAAUAGCAGCUCUGGAGAGAAACAGGAUUUACAGCUUGCAAGUGCUGGUCCUGCCAUGCAGAAAGACAACAUGGAAAGAGAAAACAUGGUGAGAGAGACUUGGGAAGUUGCAUCAGAGACAACUGCUCCAAAGCUUUCUCCAGAAGCAGACCCUCCUGAACCACCAAGUGACCACAACACAAAUGUUAAUGUCCAAGUUGGUGCUCCUGUUGAACACCAGUUGUCGGCAGUUAAAUUUGCACAGACUGAAGCAGCCGAGUAUCCCAGUAUUUCAUCCACUGCAGAGAUGACAGCAGUAGUGAGUGAUCCAAAGGCAGAGGAGGAGCCAACAUUCAUUUUAACAUUGGUGGAAAUCUCACCUGGUUCCGAGAAUUGCAAUGAUAUAUCUGGUUUGCAACAAGAAGUUUCUGAGGAGUUGCUUCCAGCACCAAUAUUUUGUACCACAGACAAUAUGGACUCUAUGGAACUGACAAGAGAAGAUAACUUGGGAUCCCUAACAGCUGCCAUUGAAGAAAAUGCUGUCUCUGUGGCCAGCACUUCAAAGACAGGAGGAUUGCAGGCAGCCUCAUUGGGACAAUGGACUGAUCUGGGUUCGACCCCUUGGAAGAAUCUGAAAAAGUGUGCUGUAGCUCUUGAAGAAAGUGGCAGUUGUCCUGAGAAGAAAAGACUGCCUCCUUCUCCAGGGGAAAACUUGAAAAGCUCCAAUAAGGACGCUUGCAUUAAAUCAAGUUCUGUACCAAGGAAAGCUGCUGAAAAAAACUCAGAAAAAUUGAACAUUGCAAAGAAGAAAACCUCAUCUACCUCUGGACCAGUACCUGAAACGACAGAGCUAAAAGUGAUGGCAAGAGAGCACCUUCAAUCUUCUCUGAAUUUAGGGGCUAUGCUACUUGAUGAAAUAGCUAGUACAGAUGACCAAGUACCAAGAACACUCCAUGCAGGAAAAGCAAAAACAAGUGAAAAACAGAAAACCUCUGUCGACACUUUUAGAUCUGUACAAUCAGAGCAAGUUGGAAGCACAGCAGUCCUUCCAAAAGCACCAUUAUCCAGGUCAUCUAAAAGAUCUCUGGGAUUUUUACCUUUAAUUUGUAAAAAUAAUAAUGAUGAAGAGGUAACUAGUAAAGGGAAUAAACAGUCUCUCCAGAAAUCUCAUAUACUGGCCUCUGAAAACACUGUUGGAUAUCAAACUUUGUUCACAAGCGAUAACAAGGAAGACACUCAAGAAAACAAUUCCUUUCCAUCAACCAUCUCAUCACCCUCAAACUGUGAGAAUGAAAGCUCAUCUACUGUUCAGGUUUUCUCAGAGUUAUCUGCAAAUGAAGGCAUUUCUAAGGAGCAGGAAAGAGAAGAAGAGCCAACCAGGAUCUCAGAAUAUUUCUUUAGUGAUAUUUUUAUGGAGGUGGAUGAUACAGAAUAACUUGUAUACUUAUAAGAUGCCUGGCAUCCAAGAAUGCACUGUAGCAAGAAUAUAAUACCUUUGAUCAGUCACAAGUAGCCCUUACAUUUAACGCAAUAUAGUCAGUCUUGCUGAAAGAUGGAAACGACUGAAGAAAACACAAUUAGGUUUCAAAGUAGUCAUGAUCAGAACAGCAACUGAUCUGUGUUUGAUUGUGGUACAAGUAGUUUCUAGAUGCAUGGCUACACAUUAGAAGUGCCAUAAAGACCACCACCUGAAUAUAAUGUUUAUGGGGCUGUAAAUUAUCUUUACUUCUUUUUAUGAAGUAAAACUUUAUGGGAUGGGGAUCAUAAAAUAAGCAAAGUUCUGAUUUUUAGUCAGCUUAUUUUUCUGAAUUUUUGUAACAAAUGAAUUUGUUAAAAAUGCAAUGUUUCAUUUCUUUUAAAUGUACAGAGAAAAAUCUGAAAAAAAUAUUUAUUUAAGUUAAUGUAUAGAAAUUUUAACUACCCCAAGUUAAUUCUGUCUGUCCUGGAGAUAAAGAGGAAGUUAACAUUACUCCAGUUCUAAACACUAAAUUCUAAAUGAAAAGCUAAAAACCCAUAUAACACCCACUGGCAAGGAGAAAUUGGCAACUGAAAAUCAGGAGUAUGAGAAUAAGAUCAGCCCCAAGAUCACAAAUAAAUAAAUAAAUACCAUGAGUAUUUUUAAUUCCCCACCCCACUUUUGUUAUCUGUUUAAGUUUUAGUCUCAUAACCAUCUGUGUUUAUAAUCUUGGUAAGUUAUGAUUUUGCUAAAAGGCACAGCUUCCCUUUGUCAUCUUUGGGAAAACCUGUACAUGGUUCAGUCUAAAAGAGGUGUCCUAUGAGAGAGGUUUUCUCUGCAGUCUUCUUAAACUAGUGAUUUGCAUACUAAAUAUUGGCUGUCUCCUUUACUACAAUAAGCAACUGAAGAAAACUUUGUUUUACAUUUUCCCAUAAAUAUUUAAUAAUAUAUGCAAUUUCUUUGAAGUAAUGUUCUAACUUGCAAUUGUUCAGUAGUGCAUACAGUUUUAUAUAAACUUCUCUUUCCUAGAUUUUUUGUGGCUAAUGUCAUCCCAAAACAACAUGACUGAUGUUACUAAAUUUGAGAAGAGAAGCAUCAGAUUCUUUUCACUUCUUGUAAAGGAAAAAUAAGAUAGAGCUAUUAGCAAAUCAGAUGGGUUGGGGGGGCUGCAGUGUGGAAGAGAGGAAGGGAAAUUCCAUUGUAUAGUGAAAGUCCACUCGCAUGACAUGGGAUGUUACCCAAUAUUUCAGUUAUCAAACUAACAAACCUAUGCUGACUGACUGGUUUGAACAUUUGAUUUUUGUUUUAGCUUUGUAAUAUCUGGGGCCCUAAAUAGAACAAAAAUGACCAAAUUAAUGUGGAUAAUUUACCAAAUGUAAAUUUAGAUCAGUGAUUCAGAGAAGCAUUAACAUUUUUCAGUGGAAAAAUUAAAGUGACAGUUCCAGAAUGGAAAAUGUUUCUUCAUGAUAAUCACAUGGAGGAGAUAUAAUGUACUCUUAAAUAAUGUAUGCCUGGGCUGCUGAAAUAAUGAAAAAAUGUAUUUAUAUAAUUUGCUGGAACGGUUUUACAUUACAAAGUAAACCAAAUUAUUUUUUAGAAAUCAUAAAAAAGAUAAGCUGAACUGUAAGGUGCCUUAUCUUUCCUUGCUAAAUGGAAAGUACAACUGAUCCUGUUAAAUUUUUACUAUAAACCAUAUUCUCUUGGUUAUCUCUCUGAAAACAUUUUUAGAACAUGCAGAUUUUUCUGUCUUGACCAUUGUAUGCAUUAAUGACAGAAGCAAACAAUGUGCUGGGGUAAGGAACAGAGCAUUUCUUUUCCAUUAAAAUGUGAUAAGGGAUUGAUGUCCAGGAAAGUUUGAUACAUUUUUUGAGUGUGUAAUAUUCAUGUGCAAGCCUUCUGUUUCAAAGAAAGCGGUUGUGUUAUAUAUGUAAAUUAUGUGAAUAAAUAAUUUUGUACCACUUGUUAAGCUUUUCUUUUUAAAGAUUGAUGAUUCACAGUGCAAUGAACGGUAUUGGAGUCCCUAAUGUCAGCAACUGUGGAUCAGGUCCAUCCCUUAGAUCUACCUGUAGAGGUCUUGAGAUGAUUAAAAAAACGUUUGGACUUAUAUUCGUUUUUGGACUUGUUUUUCUGCAAAACUGGGCUUCUACGGGGAGGAAGGGUGGGAUAUAAAUCAAAUAAUAAAUAAAUAAAACUGCAGGUGAUCUAGCCUAGCAAAUCCCACAAGAACGAAGGUAGGCUUUUUAAUGCCAGAUCGGUUCAUAAUAAAAAACCCCUCGUCCAUGAUUUGAUUAUGGACGAGGCAGCCGAUCUGGCAUGCAUAACCGAGACCUGGGUGGGCGAACAGGGAGGAGUUAGUCUCUCCCAGAUUUGCCCACCGGGGUAUUUGGUUCAGCAUCAUGGUAGAUCUGAGGGUCGGGGAGGUGGG